AUUGUAUUGCAUGUAUUGCAAGGCAAAGGAGUUUCAUUUUAAAGAAAUAUUUCCUCUUUUCAGACUCAGACAGCGUCUUUGGUUUGUUGAUAUAGAGAGCUAGAUGAAUCAGGUAGAUACCAAUCUACGAUGACACAAUGAAGGACACCUCAAACUUAGCUGACCCUUGUGAGGUUUCAACUCCAGAACCAUUCCGUUACGAAACAAAAUAUCUAGUCCUCAAGUUUCUAGGCCUUUCUCAAUCGGGCUCAUCGUUCGGGAGCUCGGGAUCAGGCUCGCAUAAUGACUCGGAUGACUUGUCACCCAAUAGUAGUAUCUUGGUAAAUUACCAGUCAUCGCGGAGUAUCUCGCAUACCUCGGAAGAUAACUGGUCAUGGAAAAGUGGAAGUCAUUCCUCAUCGGCAUCAAUCGGGAAGUUGAACUUGUCUCUGGGAAGUGCCGGUUUAAAAGAUCUGAAAGACUUUCGCUCCGUGUCUCAACCACAGUCAUACUCUGAUCGCGGCGAGUUUCCAGGAGUUACUGCAUUGAAGGACACAAAGGAAUUUCGUUCCUCAUCUCAACCGCAGUCAUACUCAGACCGUGGUGAGUUUCCACUGCGUGUUAAAAAAGCAUCCAAAUCCACCCAAUUGACUCCGAAUAGUUGUUUCUCAUCAGAGUCGAGUUUGAACGUAUCUGGGCCAGCUGUGAAAGGUGUGACCGAGAAUGACCACUCCUGUGGCUCUCCGUCACAGUUAGUCUUGCGUCAGAAGAAGCACAAGAUUAUAAAACCAAAGCCAUUAACUUUGGGCGAUAGAUUUGGUGUACCUGGUGAUCCUGAUUUAGAAUCUCCAAUCCUAGGCGAUUGCCAAUUGCGGCCACAAUCGGUGGACAAUUUGAACUUGGUCUCACAAAGUGGGGCUGAUUCCCCUGCGAUAACUAGUCAGGCUGAUGGUCCUAGUACUAAACGAGACAGUGUUAAAACUCUAGAAGGGACGCCAGAAGACAGGUCAGAAUGGGAAGGCCGCCAUUCUCGACAAGAUGUAUUCACAAGUGACAGCUAUGAAAGUGUUGAUACAUUAUUAGGUGAGGAGUAUCAGAAUGUUGAAGCAGAUUCGGCUGAUGUUUUUGAUGACCAGGACAGUGAGGCACAAACAGGGAGUGGGCUGAAUUGGGAGUUGGGGAAUGUUCCUGGGGAGGAGUCAGACAAAAGUGAACGUGCAGAGGACAUGACAGACGGGCCUGGACUGCAGGCUGUGGGAGGACAAGAGAGCCAAAAACCUGCCUACAUGGAUCUGCUUCCUGGGCCGAUUCAACCUCCUGAUUCACUAAAGGGGAGAUAUGAGAGUGGAGCCUUCAAUCAGUCUAUCAAACACGGUGCUGGUGAUCGUUCUGGACUCAACUUGGAGGGUUUGGCGAUGCUACAGCCUAACACACUGACAGUCGAAGAGACUCCCAUGCGAAGACGCUACUCAUUCAAUACGAUGGUGAACUACUUGCAGGAUGACGUCUCCGAGGCCUUGGCCGACUUGCAAGUGGAGCUCAAUGAAGCGAGCCAUUCCCAACAUAUCCCGCUGACUUCAGAGAGCCCAUUCUCACCCCAGAGCCCUUGCACCAACGUUGCCCAUGUCCUUGGUGUGAUAGGGGACCAGGUCAACCAAGAGUAUGCGCACAUCUUGGAGCAGGCCUCGAACCAUGUCCUACCCCGACAAGAGUUAGUUGGCUACGAUGAUUUUCGAGAGGCAGCUCAGCAGAUUGUUGAAACAACGUCCCAAACCUUGGAGCCCAGUGUGCGGCAUUGGUAUCAGGCAGGUCUGCUGCUGUGCUUCAGUAAGAGGGUAGCGAUGGGCAUGAUCCAAGGUGGAGAACGGGGCCUCGGCCGGCUGGCUGAAUACACAACAAGAGCGAUCGAGGACACAUUGGCUAACUAUAUCAUCAAUGCAGGGGGCUGGAACUCUGUGGGCGAACUUAACUUAAUGACAUCAUCGCCGCUGAACUCAAGCCUGUCUCUGAGCACCCACACUCCCUCACCUUCCUCUGAAUCAAAUCCAUUUUUCACCCGACAAUUGUCGGCGAAGAGUGACCCAGACUGUAACAAAGAAGCUGAACCUGAUGCCCAGGUUGUUCAAGGUGAUGAGGUUGGUUGUGAUGAAGUUGACUGCGAUACGCCUGUUGACAAUGCAGAAAUCGUCGCAGAAAGGUCAAGGUCGAAUACAGCAAUAUUCCAAGGAGCAGCGAUGUCUGACGAUGAUGGUUCACAGGGAGACAGGUUUGAGAUACUCAACGUCAGGGAGGGUGACGCAGCAGAUGUGGAAGAGGAUGUCAACAAUGAUACAGCAGCCGACGCGGAACAAAGUCGUGUGAACAGGUAUCUUGGUUACGUGCAGGCGGGUAUGACCAUGGUGGCUCUUUCUGCUAGUGUGGCCAUUUCAAUUGUCAACAGACAAUGAGUGAGUGUGUGAUUAGUCAGUGCAGUGUUUGGUGAGUGGUUCCUGCCUAUUCCUGUCAUUGUCAACCACCAUUGCUGUCAAGCCUAUCUCCAUUUGUUGUUGAGAUAACACUUACUACACAGUCAAGGCUUUUCAACUUCUCCUCAACUCGGCCUUUUACUGAAAGUCUCUGAAGCUCAAAGAGAUUUUCUUUUCAUUUGCCAUGUGUUUGGGCAUUAAAUGUGAUUGGGAAGUUCAAAACAAAACAUUUUGAAAAUGAAUUUUUGUGCGAAGUGGCUGGGGACGGGAGCCUGCUUGUUUUUUGGUGCCCCCUGGUUGAGCUCUGCAUCCAAACAGGCUGGUGCCCCCUGGUUGAGCUCUGCAUCCAAACAGGC
Molecule: messenger RNA, 2800 nt
Organism: Lineus longissimus
Lineage: Eukaryota; Metazoa; Nemertea; Pilidiophora; Heteronemertea; Lineidae
Exons: 5
Coding region: 138-2426 (762 amino acids)
Biological process (GO): regulation of apoptotic process; apoptotic process
Cellular component (GO): mitochondrion; membrane
Source: RefSeq, a predicted model, not a curated record